Nomascus leucogenys (northern white-cheeked gibbon) is the source of this 850-nucleotide messenger RNA. RefSeq names its product ERH mRNA splicing and mitosis factor (gene ERH). The record is from RefSeq and is a predicted model, not a curated record. NCBI's taxonomy places the organism in Eukaryota, Metazoa, Chordata, Mammalia, Primates, Hylobatidae.
UUGCACUUUCGACGACUUCCGGCGGCUCCUCUCGCGAGGGUUGGCUGUUAGCGGCGUUGUGGCUAAGCUCGUGUAACGGUGGCGGUGUCGGCAGCUGCUGCAGCGAAGAGAGUUUGGCGCGAUGUCUCACACCAUUUUGCUGGUACAGCCUACCAAGAGGCCAGAAGGCAGAACUUAUGCUGACUACGAAUCUGUGAAUGAAUGCAUGGAAGGCGUUUGUAAAAUGUAUGAAGAACAUCUGAAAAGAAUGAAUCCCAACAGUCCCUCUAUCACAUAUGACAUCAGUCAGUUGUUUGAUUUCAUCGAUGAUCUGGCAGACCUCAGCUGCCUGGUUUACCGAGCUGAUACCCAGACAUACCAGCCUUAUAACAAAGACUGGAUUAAAGAGAAGAUCUACGUGCUCCUUCGUCGGCAGGCCCAACAGGCUGGGAAAUAAUUGUGUUGGAAGCAUUUUGGGGGUUGGGGUGGGCUUGGAACACAGGUGUGUACAGCGUGCUGUAGUGGAAGUUUUGUAUCAUAGUAAUCCUGUUUCCACUUUGUUAUACUCUAGCCAAGAUUGACUGUAUUAGAUGAAAUGUGAGGAUCUUGUUCAAUCGGAAACCCCUGUUACCUCCUCUUUUUUUUUCUUUCUUUUUUUUUUUUUUACUUAAACAUUUUUAUGAUGAUUUAGAUGGAAGUUGUUCUUCGUCACUUAAUGUUGGUUCCAGUCCUUCAACUGUUCAUAUCUACUUUAUAACAUUCACAUACUAAUCCUUCUUCAAGAUGGGGUCGGGGGUGAAAAGGAAGUUUAGCCAUGUCCUCAAGAUAAAGUCUUGGUAAAAAUAAAUAAAUAUCCUUUAGUUAUAUUUUC